UGGCUCGCGGGCAGCCCGGGUGGGGGCCGGCCGCGAAGAUGGCGGCAGUGGUGGAGGUGGAGGUUGGAGGAGGUGCUGUUGCGGAAAGGGAGCUGGAUGAGGUUGACAUGUCACACCUCUCCCCAGAGGAGCAAUGGAGGGUCGAACAUGCACGCAUGCAUGCCAAACAUCGUGGCCACGAAGCCAUGCACGCUGAAAUGGUCCUCAUCCUCAUUGCUACCUUGGUGGUAGCCCAGCUGCUCCUGGUACAGUGGAAACAGCGGCACCCCCGUUCUUACAAUAUGGUGACCCUCUUUCAGAUGUGGGUUGUUCCCCUCUAUUUCACAGUGAAGCUGCAUUGGUGGAGGUUCUUGGUGAUCUGGGUCUUCUUCUCUGCUGUCACAGCCUUUGUCACCUUCCGAGCCACACGGAAACCUCUGGUGCAGACAACCCCCAGGUUGGUUUAUAAAUGGUUCCUGCUAAUCUAUAAAAUCAGCUAUGCCACUGGCAUUGUUGGCUACAUGGCUGUCAUGUUUACCCUCUUUGGUCUUAACUUACUAUUCAAGAUUAAACCAGAAGAUGCAAUGGACUUUGGCAUUUCUCUUCUCUUCUAUGGCCUCUACUAUGGCGUUCUCGAGCGGGACUUUGCAGAGAUGUGUGCAGACUACAUGGCAUCCACCAUAGGGUUCUACAGUGAGUCCGGCAUGCCUACCAAGCACCUCUCAGACAGCGUGUGUGCUGUGUGUGGGCAGCAGAUCUUCGUGGAUGUCAAUGAAGAGGGCAUCAUCGAGAACACAUACAGGCUUUCCUGCAAUCACGUGUUCCAUGAGUUCUGUAUCCGAGGCUGGUGCAUCGUGGGAAAGAAGCAGACCUGUCCCUACUGCAAGGAGAAGGUGGACCUGAAGAGGAUGUUCAGCAAUCCCUGGGAGAGGCCUCAUGUCAUGUAUGGGCAGCUGCUGGACUGGCUUCGCUACUUGGUGGCCUGGCAGCCUGUCAUCAUUGGCCUGGUACAAGGCAUCAGCUAUAUCCUGGGCCUGGAGUAAUCGGGAAUCACAUCGUUGGAGAACCCACCCACCCAGCAUGGACCUCAGGGCACUCUCCUUGCUGCCCACAAAGACUUGGGUGGGAAAGACUCAAAGGCACUUGGGCCACUCAGGACCUCCCCAGCUGUGUCUGGGUUGGGGGGGAAAUGAUGGAGAACCAGCCAGUGGGGCUGUCAGCAGCGGGGGAUUUUUAAAAGAAAUUAUUUUGAUGAAUAUAUUUAAAUUUUUUAUUGUGGAGCAUAGGAACUGUCCCCCCCUCCUAGGCCUUCCCCUGCCUGAACAGAGCAGGGCAAAGCUGCAGUAGUGUAGGUUGGGAGAAGUCCUCUCCCCUCGUCGAGAGCACUGCUGGUUCUCUGAGUGCUUCAGCCUCUCCUCUCCCUUCCCUUCCCUCCUCCAGGCUCAAGCCUGGUGUGCACUCAGUGUCGGGGAGCUUAGACUGGUGCCAGGUGAACACUGAGUGGUGAAGGUCUCUUCAUCUCUGACUGCUAUAGAAGAUAGGUGUUAGGUGUGACUCCGUUCCUUUAUGUCUGGACACUAAAGGCUGGGUGUGGCAAAAUCAGUGACUUCCAACUAGGGAAGCCUUGUGACCUCAACAUCCGUUGACAUGUUUUGCGACAACUGGAAGAACAAGUAGCAAGCUAAGCUGGUCCUGAGCAGGGCUGUCAGGCAGGGUGUCAGAGCCAGCUCUGUCCAUCUCGACUACGGGAGCUACUUUGGCAGCAGCAAGUGUUGCAGCUUCUUGUGCAAGUCGCCCUUCAGCCCAGAAGCGUUACCAUGUGCCAAGGAUACUCUGCACGUCACUUCCCAAAAGCCUGAGAGUGUGUAUGGUUGUGUAUUCACAUAGCAGACAGACUAGUGGAUCCCUGUUUCUGCCAGUCAUCCAUGUGUCCUUGAAGCUAACCGGGGAUUCUGAGCCCGGGGAACAUCCCUGUGUAGCCCUGGUCAUCUGUGGCCUCUUCCUGGGCCUGACGAUGAGAAUGGUGGGUGGGUAGCAAGAGUAAGGCCCAAGUGAAUACUGGUUCUGAAAAGGGGCUUCGAAGCAGGCCUACGCAUAGUCCUGGGAGCCUGACAAAAGUGGGCUCUGAGAGUUCAUGGCUCUGCAGCACUGGGUUGCUAGGGAAAUUUGGCCUGGCCCCUUUGAGGGUAACAAGAACCAACCAGGAUCUUGUCGGCACAUCUGAAUAAAGCUCCAUGAGCUGGGCUGGAAAAGCUGAA
Psammomys obesus (fat sand rat) is the source of this 2237-nucleotide messenger RNA. It is a transcript of the gene Rnf121, whose product is annotated as ring finger protein 121. The coding region runs from base 39 to 1022 and encodes 327 amino acids. Lineage: Eukaryota; Metazoa; Chordata; Mammalia; Rodentia; Muridae. The record is from RefSeq and is a predicted model, not a curated record. The transcript is spliced from 9 exons. Gene Ontology annotation, molecular function: ubiquitin protein ligase activity; metal ion binding. Gene Ontology annotation, cellular component: endoplasmic reticulum membrane; Golgi membrane.